Molecule: messenger RNA, 2004 nt
Organism: Caenorhabditis elegans
Lineage: Eukaryota; Metazoa; Nematoda; Chromadorea; Rhabditida; Rhabditidae
Source: RefSeq
AAUGCUUGGCCGGGGCACAUCUUUCAAUCGGUUUUUUAGACACCGGCGUCAGUUCAACAAACUUUCGGGCGCCACUUCAGAACAUCAGAGGACUAAUGAAAAUCACUCUUAUUACAAGUAUGCAUAUAUUGGAGGAGCCGCAACUGCUGGAGUGCUCGGAUUCAAACACUUUGUGAAAACUGCAAAGCUUGAUCACGCCAAAGAUGAGACGAUGUCAGAGAAGAAAUUGGAGAAUCUUCAGAUAUACAAGCAGGAGGAGGUCAAGAAACAUGGAAAAGACGCAGACAGGAUUUGGGUUACGUACAAAGAUGGUGUCUAUGAUGUCACAGAUUUCAUUGCCAUGCAUCCGGGAGGUGACAAAAUUCUGCUUGCCGCCGGUGCAGCUGUCGACCCAUUUUGGGCUCUCUACUCACAGCACAAGACAAAAGAGGUUCUCGAGAUUCUCGAAGGAUAUCGAAUUGGCAAACUUGAUGUAAAAGAUGUUCCGAAAAUUGAUUUUGAAGAUUUAAGUAAUGUGAGUUUGGUUGAUUUUAAUUAGGGUCCGGGUACAAACGCACCCAAAAUAUUGAUCAAUUUAUCCUCUUAUCUCACCUAUGUUUGUGUUUGUUUUACAGCCAGUCGCUGACGCAUUCUCCAAUGAUCCGGAACGUCAUCCAGCUUUACUCGUGCGUAACUCGAAGCCCUUCAAUGCCGAAACCCCUCCUUCCCUGCUUACCGACCACUUCUACACACCCAAUGAACUGUUCUUUGUACGAAAUCAUCUUCCGGUUCCUGAUGUAUGUGAAAAGGGGUUGUGUGUGUAGUGAAGUUUUACGCUGGAUUUUUUUUUAGAUCAAAACUGAAAACCAUCGAUUGACUGUGGAAACCAUCAAAGGAAAAACAGUGGAUUUGUCUGUAGAGGAGCUCAAGAAGAAGUACAAGUCAUAUACAAUUGGAAGUGUGAUUCAAUGUGCUGGAAAUAGAAGAGCCGAUAUGAAUCAGUAUAAGAAAGUUCAAGGACUGAUGUGGGAAGGAACUGCAAUCAGUAAUGCCGAAUGGACUGGAGUUCGCUUGAGAGAUCUUCUCGCUGACGCAGGAAUCGACGUUUUCGACGACAAGAUCAAGCACGUCCACUUUGAAGGAGCAGAUGUUGAUCCGACUGGAACACCCUACGGAGCAUCAAUUCCCAUUGAAAAGGCUCGUGGAGAUGAAGUCAUUGUCGCUUAUCACAUGAAUGGAGUUGAUAUUCCGAGGGAUCACGGAGCUCCUCUGCGGGUCAUUGUGCCAGGUAAUGUUGGUGCUCGACAAGUGAAAUGGCUCAGAAAAAUUAUUGUUAGUGAGAAGGAAAGUGAUAGUCAUUGGCAGCAAAAAGAUUAUAGAGCAUUCUCCCCAGCUGUCAACAUUGGUGACGAGCUGAAGUGGAACACAGUUCCAUCUAUCCAAGAGUAUCCUGUUCAAUGUGCAAUCUGUAGUCCGGCUCCAAAUACCAAAGUUGAUCGUGGUGACGAAACUGUGGACAUCUCUGGAUAUGCGUGGAGCGGUGGUGGCCGUGGAAUCAUCCGAAUCGAGGUUAGCGUCGAUGGUGGCGAGACGUGGAACAGUGUCGAGAUGGAGCAAGAAGAGAAGCAGGAUCAGGAGCACAUGUACGCAUGGACAUUGUUCAAGGCAGAAGUGAAAAUUCCUCCGGGAGUCAAGGAGUUCAAUAUUAUUGCGAAAGCAGUAGACAGAGCCUAUAACACGCAACCAGAGACUGCCAGUGGUAUUUGGAAUGUUCGUGGUUUGAUUCAUAAUGCCUGGCAUAGAGUUCCCAUUAUUGUGAAGGAUUAAGAUUUUUUUUUAAAUUCCGUUCAGAUCUCGUAGUUUUCUUUUCCCCUAGAUUUUUUCUUGCUUCAAUUCAAAAUUUGGCCAGUUGAAUCUUUAAUUUGAACCAGUAUUGUCUUGCCCCUACCCCCGUUUGAUUUAAUUGCAACAAGUUACGAAGUUUUUAGAUCAACUGUGAUAGUAUGAAUAAAUGUUUUAUGACAA